Molecule: messenger RNA, 771 nt
Organism: Exaiptasia diaphana
Lineage: Eukaryota; Metazoa; Cnidaria; Anthozoa; Actiniaria; Aiptasiidae
Product: bromodomain-containing protein 8
Cellular component (GO): NuA4 histone acetyltransferase complex
Molecular function (GO): protein binding
Source: RefSeq, a predicted model, not a curated record
UUCCUAGAAAACUUAUUUUUUAUGCUGUUAAAUUGCUUGAACAUUGGUUUCUUAAUGACAUUGGACAAAAGGAGUUCAUGUCAAGUGAAACUUAGAAGUAUUACAAAUAAUUUUUAAAAAUUCCAGGUGGAAAGGGUGAUGGUGGUAGUGGUGCAGUAACAGCAAUAACAGUAAACCCUAAGGCUGUGCUAUCUACUGGUACUCUACCUUCACCAAUAGCUAUGACACCGCCCCCUACUACACCACCUGCUGAGAAGAAGGAGGGUAUAAUCCCUGAGACUGUAGUUCAAACCGUCGAACCCACUCCCAACCAGAGUGAGAAUGAAAGCAUUGAAGAGACACCAACUACAUGUAGCAGGGAGGAACAAGAAACAUCAUCCAAUGAUACACCAUGUCUUCCUCCUGAGAAAAUAGAAAUUGUUGACACACCACAGCCUUCACCUAGAGUCACUGGACGUACUAGGGCACCAAAACCAGGAAGACCAGUUAUCGUAUGGCGGAAGAAAUGAGAGAUGAUGUGAUGGAUCAAAUUCAGUCCUAUAUUGCUACUCAGCUAAUGGUCCAAUCGUCAGACCGGGAUUCUACCAAGAUGCUACGGGGUCACAGAAGCGACGCAAGGAUUAGAGCCAAAUCAAGCCAAGGGAACGACAAAGUUUUCAAGAGAUAAUUCAGAAGUUUUGUAUAAGCAAAGCCAAGGCUGCCUGCAUUGUGUAUGUGGUGUUUCGAUGUGUCUUUUACAAAUAAAUAUUUAAAGAAAACAAAGUGUUUUUG